GGAGUGGGCGUAGUAAAAAAUGGAGAGAGAUGCUGAAAUUGCCACCUGUUAGUCACUGUGAAGGUAUUAGAUGCUCAAUUGAAAGAGACUAUUAUCAACUUUGUGAUAAACAGCCGAUAGGAAGGCUUCUCUUCAGACAGUUCUGUGAUUCCAGACCAGAUUUGAAAAGAUGCAUUGAAUUUCUGGAUGCAGUGGCAGAAUAUGAGGUAUCUUCAGAUGAAAAGCGUAUUGACUGUGGCCUGAAAGUUCUAGAGACAUACUUCACUAAUGGGUCUGCAGCACACUUGCCAGAAAUACCUCAGGAAACAGUAAAUGAAUGUAAAGCACGACUGGAAAAGAACCCUUCUAAGGAUCUUUUCAUGGACUGUACUAGAAUUGUACAUGAAUACCUAAGCAAAAGACCUUUUGACGCUUACCAAGACAGUGUGUAUUUUUCCCGUUUUUUACAGUGGAAAUGGCUGGAAAAGCAACCAGUAACCAAACACACAUUUAGGCAUUACCGAGUACUAGGCAAAGGUGGAUUUGGAGAGGUGUGUGCCUGUCAAGUACGGGCAACAGGAAAAAUGUAUGCUUGUAAAAAGCUAGAAAAAAAGAGAAUAAAGAAGAGGAAAGGAGAAUCAAUGGCUCUAAAUGAAAAAAGAAUUCUAGAGAAAGUGAAUAGUAGGUUUGUAGUUAGUUUAUCCUAUACAUAUGAGACGAAAGACGCCCUGUGUUUAGUACUAACCAUAAUGAAUGGAGGGGAUUUGAAGUUUCACAUAUAUAACAUGGGAAAUCCUGGCUUUGAUGAAGAAAGGGCUAUUUUCUAUGCUGCAGAACUGUGCUGUGGUCUGGAGGAUUUGCAGAAGGAGAGAAUUGUUUACAGAGACUUGAAGCCUGAGAAUAUACUCCUUGAUGACUGUGGGCACAUCAGAAUUUCGGAUCUUGGAUUAGCUGUGCAGAUUCCAGAAGGAGAAACAGUCCGAGGACGGGUUGGCACUGUUGGUUACAUGGCUCCAGAAGUACUCAAAAACGAAAAGUACACAUUCAGCCCGGAUUGGUGGGGUCUUGGGUGCUUGAUUUAUGAAAUGAUUGAAGGACAGUCUCCAUUCAGGAAGCAUAAGGAAAGGGUCAAGCGGGAUGAGAUUGACCGGAGGGUAAAGGAAGACCAGGAAGCAUAUUCAGACAAGUUCUCGGAGGAGGCAAAAUCCAUCUGCAGGAUGUUACUUGCUAAAAAUCCAGGGGAACGACUGGGUUGCACUGAAGGUGGAGCUGCUGUUGUAAAGCAACAUCCUAUUUUCAAGAAUAUUAACUUCAAGAGGCUGGAAGCUAACAUGUUGGAACCUCCGUUCUUGCCAGAUCCACGUGCCGUAUAUUGUAAAGAUGUCCUGGACAUAGAGCAGUUCUCGACAGUAAAAGGAGUGAACCUGGAUACCACAGAUGAUGACUUCUAUUCCAAAUUUGUUACGGGCUGUGUCUCAAUCCCUUGGCAAAAUGAGAUGAUUGAAACGGGAUGCUUUGAAGAUAUCAAUGCAUAUGAAACAGAUGGUACUGUGUCACCAGACAGAGAGAGGUCUCCUAAACCAAAGAGAGGCUUCUUUCACAGGCUUUUUAGUGGAGAGGUCUGCUUCAAAUCUGAUUGCAGUGAUGAUGAGCAGGAGUCCUCUAGACUUUAAAUCAUUUCACUCUCAUCAGAAAGAAUGAGCAAACUUUAAAUGUUUUAUAUCUCUGUAGCAAAGUGUAUUAUAUAUAUUUUUUAUCUGAGUUCAAGGAUUUUUGUACAUUUGUACUUCAUUUGUUUUAAGAUGUAUAUUUUCACUAAAGCUUAAUUGUACAAAAA
Molecule: messenger RNA, 1816 nt
Organism: Mesitornis unicolor (brown roatelo)
Lineage: Eukaryota; Metazoa; Chordata; Aves; Mesitornithiformes; Mesitornithidae
Gene: GRK4
Product: G protein-coupled receptor kinase 4
Exons: 15
Coding region: 30-1652 (540 amino acids)
Biological process (GO): regulation of signal transduction; protein phosphorylation; signal transduction
Cellular component (GO): cytoplasm
Molecular function (GO): G protein-coupled receptor kinase activity; ATP binding
Source: RefSeq, a predicted model, not a curated record